UGUCGUCUUUUGAUGGUCUUGCAGUUUUUAAAGACAAAACUUCUCUGAACUUUUAAACGGCAAACCCUUAAAAUUUCAGAUGACUUAUUUGGCUUUGGCUCUUUUACUAGUCGUCUUGAUCCAUCAAGGAUGUUUUCAUUUCCAUGUUGAAGCAGGAGAUGGUUUCAUUAGAACUAGAGGAGUGCAUUUCUUGUUGAAUGGUAGCCCUUACUAUGCAAAUGGCUUCAAUGCUUACUGGUUGAUGUACACAGCUUCCGAUCCAUCUCAGAGACCAAAAGUUUCAGCUGCAUUUCGUGAAGCAGCUAGCCAUGGUCUCACUGUGGCCAGAACUUGGGCUUUUAGUGAUGGUGGUUACAGACCUCUACAGUACUCCCCUGGAUCCUACAAUGAACAAAUGUUUAAGGGGCUGGAUUUUGUUGUAGCUGAGGCUAGAAGUUAUGGGAUCAAGCUCAUUCUGAGCUUUGCUAACAACUAUGAUAGCUUUGGAGGGAAGAAGCAGUACGUAAACUGGGCAAGAAGUCGAGGGCAGUAUCUGUCAUCUGAUGAUGAUUUCUUCAGGCACCCCGUUGUCAAGGGUUACUACAAGAACCAUAUAAAGACUGUUCUUUAUAGAUACAAUAGCUUUACUGGAAUUCGUUACAAAGAUGAUCCAACAAUCAUGGCAUGGGAGCUUAUCAAUGAGCCUAGAUGCACAUCAGAUCCUUCUGGAAGGACUAUUCAGGCUUGGAUAGCAGAAAUGGCUUCCUUUGUGAAGUCAAUUGACAGAAAUCACUUGCUGGAAGCUGGGUUAGAAGGAUUUUAUGGACCUUCAACACCACAGAGGAACAGUCUCAAUCCUGGUUUGAAGAUAGGAACAGACUUCAUAGCAAAUAACCGCAUCACUGGAAUUGAUUUUGCAACAGUCCAUGCAUAUCCUGAUCAAUGGUUAUCCAGCUCUAAUGAUCAAAACCAGCUUUCUUUCUUGAACAAUUGGCUGGAUACCCACAUACAAGAUGCACAAAACAUUCUUCGAAAACCAAUUCUUAUUGCAGAAUUUGGAAAAUCUUGGAAAAACCCUGGUUUCAGCACAUACCAGAGAGACCUAUUGUUCAAUACCGUGUACUACAAGAUAUACUCAUCGGCUAAAAGAGGAGGUGCAGCUGCUGGAGGCCUGUUUUGGCAACUUUUAACUGAAGGAAUGGACAAUUUCCACGAUGGUUAUGAGAUAAUCUUGGGGCAACCUUCCUCAACUGCAAAUGUGAUAGCUCAACAGGCACACAAGCUUUAUCAAAUUCAAAAGAUUUUUUUGAGGAUGAGAAACGUGGAGAGGUGGAAGAGGGCACGAGCCGCUAGGGCUAGGAGGGCUCAUUGGCGGCGUGGAAAUGGAGGCAAGCGAAUAGGAAACUGAAAGGAUCGUGCCUUUCAUGUGUGAAAACGUUUUGUGCCGAAGUACAAGCUGUUGUGUUUUGAGUGUAAUCACAGUAAGGUUCUGUGGAAAUGGCUCCUCUCUUAGAGAUGAGUGUUUUCGUCCAGGAGAGUAAUCAAGUCAAACACAGUAGUAGUAUUAUUAUACGAGAGCAACUUCUCAGUCUCUAUAUUUUGAUUCUUAAGACUUUAUUUUCAUGGAAGGUAUUGCCAAGACAGGCCUGAUCAGGUCCAGUUA
Populus nigra (black poplar) is the source of this 1642-nucleotide messenger RNA. Its product is annotated as mannan endo-1,4-beta-mannosidase 7-like. The transcript is spliced from 5 exons. Gene Ontology annotation, molecular function: hydrolase activity, hydrolyzing O-glycosyl compounds. The coding region runs from base 80 to 1387 and encodes 435 amino acids. The record is from RefSeq and is a predicted model, not a curated record. NCBI's taxonomy places the organism in Eukaryota, Viridiplantae, Streptophyta, Magnoliopsida, Malpighiales, Salicaceae.